Styela clava is the source of this 5038-nucleotide messenger RNA. RefSeq lists its product as uncharacterized. Gene Ontology annotation, cellular component: nucleus. Gene Ontology annotation, biological process: mRNA modification; regulation of alternative mRNA splicing, via spliceosome. The record is from RefSeq and is a predicted model, not a curated record. Lineage: Eukaryota; Metazoa; Chordata; Ascidiacea; Stolidobranchia; Styelidae.
AUUAGUUAAAUGAUCAUGUAAAAUAUGAUUUAAUGUUGGAUUUUUUUUACGUUUUCAAUAUAAAAACUGUAUUCACAUUUCACCUGCAAGCUCCUUUUCUCCUCACUUACUAUCGGUGCUAUUUAAUCUUUUUUUAAUAUUGCUAUCAAUACCUAUUUUAGCCACUAGGGGUAGUAAUGAACAAUAGUGGUCCGCCUCCCACCAAGCGCAUGCGCUAUUCGGGUGAGGACCUUAAAAAAAUUAGUAAAGAUGAUCUGAUUGAUCUAUAUGUAAAACAACAGGAUUUAUUAGAUGGAAAUCAAAGAAAAUCAAGAGAUACAGCUAAAGAUGGUGGAGAUAAAACCAAAAAUUCUCUGAGUGAAACAAGUCGACGGGAAAAUCUGUUAAUGAUGAGACUAGCAACAAAAGAGCAAGAAAUGCAACAAUAUGCAGCGCAAAUCACUCACAUUAAAAAAGCACAGGAAGAUGCAGCUGCAAAAAGUUUACGUGAAGCAAUGCUGGAUCCGGCUAUCAAUCUGCUUUUCAAUAAAAUGAAAGAUGAACUAAAAGAAACAAAAGAUAAACUUGAACAAGCACAAAGUGAAUUGAGUGCUUGGAAAUUUACCCCUGACAGCCAAACUGGAAAAAAGCUGAUGUCACGUUGUCGAACGCUGAUUGCCGAGAACCAGGAACUUGGAAAACAACUCUCACAAGGAAAAGUAGCUCAACUUGAGGCAGAACUUGCAUUGCAAAAGAAAUACAGCGAAGAGUUAAAAGAAAGUCAGGAAGAGCUGAAUGAAUUCGUAAUUCAACUUGAUGAGGAAGUGGAAGGAAUGCAGAGUACCAUACAACUUCUUCAACAACAAUUAACAGACUCAAGGAAAGAAUUAGAAAAAUAUAAGAAAAUGACGGAAAAUAUCGACUUCUCUGAGAAUGAGAGAACUAAAGAUAAAAAUGUGGAUAUAAGAACGAAAAAUCAAAUGGAGGUAACGACUUCUCAAAAGGAAAUAGGGGACCAGGAUUCAAAAUAUGUUAAAGCUAAGGUUGGUGUGAAUGGUAUUUAUGAAAACCAAAUUGGGGUUGACUCGCCGGCUGUUAGUUUUGAAAAUAGUGAAUUUGUUUGCAAGGAGGAAUGCGAGUCCGAUGGGGAUAAUGAAGGGGGUGAAGAAAACCCCAUGGAAAUCGAUAAGUAUCAAAGCGGGGGUGAGGGGAAAGAGGGUGAAAAUACACCAACAUAUUCUGAGCAUGAAGUGAUCGAUGAGUCACAAGACUCAACCCCCCUGCAUACCCCAGAAAGGGCUUUAUCGAAUAAUGGGGAGGUGGGUGAAAAUCAAAUGCCAUCUAGUAUAGAAUCAAUGGGUAAUGAUGGCAGUCCAGCCAAUGAUGAAAUGUAUGCCGUUAUUGAUAACGGUAGCGACGAUGAAACGGAACACAUAGCGCAAAUAUCUAGCACAAAUGAUGCGACUGAUGAACGUGUAAAUGAUAUAUCUUAUGAAGAUAAUAAAGCAAUAAGAACGCCAAUUAGUGAUGAUGAAAAUCAUGAUAUAUUGAAUAGUGAAGGUAGUGCCAUCAUUGAAGAUGUUAACGCAGAGCAACACGAACCUGACUCUGUUUCUGACAUCAUUGAAAACACCAUACCUGAAGAAGAAGAUGCAAUUUCUGCAGCAGAACGAAUUCAAGACGCGACCAAUUCGGAUCCGCUCACUGAACCCACUGCAAAAGUAAACAAUUCAACUACUGAGAAACCACAGACCACAGUUUCUAAUGCAGAUGUGAUUUUGGUUGAAAACGACAAUGUGCAAAAGCCUUCAACCAAUCAAGUUCAACAACUUGUACCUCGAUCUGUUCCGAGAACCGAGGUCGUGACACCAACGAACGGACCGCAAACCAUGCUGCCGCCUCUUGCACAUUCCCUCAUGCCACACGCCCAUGUUCCUCUUAUGGGUGACUCGACAUCACCUUACCUAAUGAAUCCACAUUUUCAGCAGUUGCCAAAUGCAGCACUGGCCCAACAGCAAGCCUUUUUAGCUGAGCAACAGGCACUCAUGUAUAAAACCAUGCUAGCCCAACAUCAGCAACAGCUGACUAUGGCAGAUGAAAAAAAUAAUUCAAUGCCCGAUAGCGCUAAUACCCCGAGGACAGGGGAAGAAUUAAGAACCAUGAACCCACUAAUGCAUGGGCUACCAUAUGCAGAUCCAGCUGCUGCAUUCAUGGCACAAUACAAGGCUAUGUUGGCUGCUCAACAAAUGUUUGUUCCAGGGUCUGAUGGCAAAACACCUCAGAUGUUAACCCCCGGUGGGCUGGGGUUGUAUCCUGGUCUCCCUUUAGUUCAACCACCUGUCGUGCCACAACCCACCACUGACCCUGUUACCAACGGUGUUACGACAUCGUGGCCAUCUUGCACAAACGUAACAUAUGCGCCCCACCCAUUAAUGGCGCAGGGAUUUCUUGGCGCUAACCCAGCAGGUAUGAUGCUCUAUCCCGGGCACAAUUUAACUUCACAUGCUGUAACUGCCACUCCGGCAGUUGUUGAAACAGACACCAAGCAGCAACAUAUCGGGUCUGGGGACCAUGGACCUAUACAAAAUGGAUUAACUUCACAAAAGAAUACGGACGCGCCUGAUACAAACCCAAAAGAAGACACAACUCAAGCGGUAGCGUAAUAUUGUCUCGCACAGGCUCGAAAUGAGUGCUGCAGUCUCUUAAAAUAAUCUGCCAUAUUUUCACACAUUUUACCAUCAUAUCACAUGAAAAGUUUUACAAUUAUAUCCAAUAGUACCACAGAUCAUUUCAUGCCAAUUAUAUCAGCCAAUUCCAUACCUAAAUUGUUUCCUAAACCAAUCCGCUUCUAAAAAUUUGUUUUUAUUAUGGUUGCACCAGCAGAUGAUGAUUACAUACCCAUACCUACAUGCAGGCAGAGUAUUAUUGGGCAUGUGAGUCCCAUAUACAUAUCUAUGUUUUACUUGAUAUAGCUGCUUUUGGGGAAAUGCUGUAAUGUUAUGAAAAUUUCCGCACUUUUGAGAUAGCGUUAAUAAACAUACAAUACAGCUAGGGUAGGAUUUUAUUUUAUAUUUGUACAUUAGGCAGUAAGCCGGACCUUAAAAAGUGUAUUUUCACAUCUUCUUGUUUCCUUAUCACUUCUUGAAAUGUUCGGAUAUUGUUAUAGCAUCAAAUCUAUCGCAGACUUAUUUUUUGUAAUUUUAUCUAAUCAAAAAUUGUUAGUAACAGACUGGAUGUGUGCAAAAAUUGCUUGCUUCCUUUACCAUUCUUCUGGUGUUAUUUUGCCUGGAAAAAUUGGAUUUCACACUUUAAUGGUCUGGAUAAUUUAUUUGGCUAGAGAUCUAUACAUGUAAUGUUACAUUAAACUAGUUUAUAAAUAAAUAUUAGUACAUUAUUUUGAUGGGGCACAAUGUAUUUCAAACUCUUAUUAUUUUCAUAAUGCAUUUAAUAUUGAAAACUUACAGAACAACUUUGAAACAUUAUGAUAUCAAGUCUUUCAUUCCUUCUCUUGAUUUUAAAUUUUGUUUUAUGAUUUUUUUUUGAUGGUUUCUCAAGUUUGGCAUUGAAAACUGUGUUGAAUUGACAAGGUUAGUAAGUAAAUUUGCAUUCGAGGCGAAAAAGAAAAUUGAACAAAUUUUUAAUCCUUGCAAAAUUGAAAAUACUCAAGGUUUAAAUGAAAACGAUCCAUUGUUAGAAGAUGUCUGGUACAAUCUGAUAUAUAUUAUGUUUAAGGGAACAAUAUGUAGAUCAGUCUUAUUUGAACUAAUCUUAUUUCGUACAGCAGAUUUUUUUAUCUUGUGUUCAUUUGCUUUCUAUUCCAGAAUUUAAUGAUGAACCAAUGGUCUGGAAUAUUUGUUCACUCUGAAUGUUAGUAAUUUGUCAUUUUUCACGACUUAUUAUUUGGGGUUUUGUAAGGUUUCUAAUUAGUAUUGUUACAUUUUUUUGUUUGAAUUAUAUCAUAUAUUUAGGGUUUUUCAGAAAUUUUGUUGAAUUGAAAUCCUCAUCCCUCUUAGAAAGUGAUUUUUAUAAUCCAAACAGCGAAAAGAAAAUAUUUUGGAAUUUAAAAAAAUUUGAUUGUGAAGAAAUUAUUAUAUGUCAAAUAUCAUGAUAAUACUGUAUUUGAACCAAGAUACCAAAAAAUCCAGAUAUCACCGAUAGACAAUUUUUUUUCUUGUUGUAGUAAUUUGAAUACCCUUUUUGGCAUUUUUUGUAAUAAAAAAACAACUACUUCGAGUCACAUUUUACAAUUUCGAAAUGGUGUAUAACCUCAGCUUUUUAAAAUUUACUAUCAAAUAGGAAAUAUUUUUCCUGUUAACAACCUGAAUAGCAAUUAAUUACAGUAAGUAAGUCAAAAAUACAGAGGUGAGAUUUGAUGGCAUUGUUUUGUAUUAUGUGAUAUUAUGACUCCUAUUGAAUCAUCUAUCAAUUUAUAUUAGUGCUCUGUGUGCACUACCAUUGUUUUAUUUCAAAGUGAAAAUACAUCAUUACACUUGAAGUUAGUUUGAAAAGUGAUAUCUCAUGAUAUCCAAUAUGAUAUAUGAUGAUAUUCAAAUAUCAACAAAAUUUCAGAUUUUUUUUUUGACAUGAGGUGUUCUCCCAUUCCUACACUCUGAAAAAAUGGGGUUAUAUAUAAGUAUACAUUUAAAAAUUUGGGAUUAUCAAAGUUUUAAAUGUGCAGCGUAAAUACUCCUUGGAUGGUUAGGAGAGUGAUCACUAUAUUAGCCCCAUAAAAGAACUCAUACUUUGGAAGUGCCGUGUGUAAAUUGCGAUGCUAUCAUGAUUAAGCCAGCAUUACUCUGCACAUAGUCCUACACGUUCCAUUAUGUAUUGGUAGCAAUUUGGUAUCAAGUGUGUAUUUUUUUUAAGCAGCGAAUCUGCGUAUUAUCAUUUUUUACAAUUUGUGUGUUUUUGUAUAUACCUUCCUAAACGUGUCAGUUUUUACACUGCUUACUAUGUGAAAAAUGAUUGGAGGAUUUAAUUAUGAAACAAACCAAAAAUAAAGAGCGAAAAAGAAAAACUUUUUCGUUUCAUGUUUUAUCUUAUGUGUAUUUUAAUUUUU